AUGAGUGAAAUUCACAUCGAAGUUCAGAUCCAUGAGAUUCCCAAAGACCUCACUAUCGUUAGUGAACAUAAUAAGCCAUCCACUUACUCUACCGUCAUGGCUUGGGAUCAAGAAUUCAGUGUUAUCUUCAAGAGAUGGCAUGAACACCAUCAUCAAAGAGAACCCCUUGAAUGCUUCGAAUUCAUCUUCUACCCUCUUGGAAGCCCACACCCUAUUCCUUCAGGUGGCGGUCCUGGACCGGUCAAUAAUCCAGUGAUUAUCAAUCCCGAUGAUACCCCCAAGUCCCACGACUUUUCUGGUCAAGUCCCUCUCUGGGUCAAGAGAAAGCACCACCACGACGAAGAAGAGUUCAAAGCUGACGCUUAG
Molecule: messenger RNA, 366 nt
Organism: Kwoniella shivajii
Lineage: Eukaryota; Fungi; Basidiomycota; Tremellomycetes; Tremellales; Cryptococcaceae
Exons: 4
Coding region: 1-366 (121 amino acids)
Source: RefSeq, a predicted model, not a curated record